This is a messenger RNA of Lonchura striata (white-rumped munia), 1542 nucleotides long. RefSeq names its product transcription cofactor HES-6. The record is from RefSeq and is a predicted model, not a curated record. NCBI's taxonomy places the organism in Eukaryota, Metazoa, Chordata, Aves, Passeriformes, Estrildidae. Gene Ontology annotation, biological process: regulation of DNA-templated transcription. Gene Ontology annotation, molecular function: protein dimerization activity; DNA binding.
GCAGCGAGCCGCUGCCGAGCGCCUCAUUCCCUCCCGUCCCGUCCUGCCGGAGCCGGGCCGGCCGCCUGGACCAGGAUGACUGCCACGGCCACCUCCGGCACGCACAAGGUCGCCAGCAGCAAGGAGGAGAGGAAGUUAAGGAAACCCCUCAUUGAGCGGAAGCGAAGGGAAAGGAUUAAUAACUGCCUAGACCAGCUGAAGGAGACUGUUGUGGGUGCAUUUCACCUGGAUCAGUCUAAACUGGAAAAAGCAGACAUCCUGGAAAUGACAGUGAAGCACCUCCAGAACAUCCAGAGCAGCAAGAUGAUGGCCGACUCCAAGGUGGGUCUGGAAGCCCAGCAGAGGUACAGCACCGGCUACAUCCAGUGCAUGCACGAGGUGCACAACCUGCUGCUCACCUGCGAGUGGAUGGACAAGAGCCUCGGGGCGCGCCUCCUGAACCACCUGCUCAAGUCCCUGCCCAGGUCGGGGCAGGAGCCCUGCAGAGCCGCGCUCAGGUCUCCGGGCAGCUCGGCUGUCUCUCCGCAGCCUCUCCUGGCGCACAGAAGUCCCCUGAGCCCCAAGGGCAGCGCUCGAGGCACGAACCCGCCGCAGGAGCGCCCCUACCCCGCGGAGAACAAGCACGCUUCCAAAAAUUCCUUCCAGCUGCCCGCGCUGUCGCUUUUCAACCAGGUUGAUGCCGCACCUCCCAGACAGGUUCUGCAGCCAAAUUUUUCCCAUAACAACCCCAGAAUGGGGUCAUUAGAUAUGUGGAGACCGUGGUAAAGUGUGUUUUCGAUUUUUGUCCUAACCUUAGACAUUCUUACGUAUGUAUCUUAUAGAUAUGUUUCUUUAAAACACUUGUGGAGCAAAUCUGUUCCUGUAGGUGUACUAAAGACCUGGGUACUUCAAGCCGAAGUAAACCUACGUGUAGCCUGCAUUGUAGAAGGCUGCUAUUAUUUUUUAUUUAUUUAAUACAUCUAAAUUAUUGUCUAGAAUACUCUCGUGCUCUUUAGUGUAUAAUAAUUACAUAGUUUUCUUGUCCUACAUUCUAAAAUAAUUAACUUUCUAUUAAUAAAACUACAAGACAACAAGCAACGACCCUCUCUGGCAUCAAAUUUACCUUAAUAGCUCACAUAAGCCAUUGAGAUCCCUUUAUUGGAUAAAAGGGUAAGCGACUGGUCUUUUACGCUUUUUAUUUUUAUUAUUAUCCCUGCGCAGUGUAGGAGAUUCCAGUGUUGAGUCCUGUAAAAGUGCUGCAAUGUUUAGGAGGGAAAAAAAAAAGAGAGAGAGAAAGGGAGAGACUUGGUCUGGACUUUUUAGGCUGUUUAGAAAUGCUCUCUGGGUUGCUCGCUCUGGCUGUGCUGUUCCCAGCCUGACAUUGCUCUUAAGCUUGUGAGUACAUAUGUGUGUAUAUAUAUAUAUAUAUAUGUUACAUAGGGUUAUAUUUAGGGAAACUUUUUUGUUUCCAUAACUAAAAGUUCUAAAUAAACUUUUUAAAGAUAAUGACUGACAUUUCUCCCAGCCUUGUCCCAUGUGCUCUGAAUAAAGGGUGUUUGAGCA